AUGGUGUAUGUUGGCGCAUUUCAUACAUCCGUGUGUAAUGGUAACCAGAUAGAGGCGUCGCGAGGCUAUCGGCCGAUGGAAUAUGGGAUCUGGAGUCUUCACGCCGCGGGUGGACUUUGGGGCGAUCCGCGGCUCGCCCGAAGACACCCCAUUCUGCCUCCUGGGGCACCUUCGAUGCUGCCAAGGGCAGCUUUUGCCUUGAGUGCCCUUCAACGACCUCCGGAAAUGGUACCUUUGCCUUUGGCUGCUACCGGCCCACCUUACGAGGCAAUGGAGCUGGUAGCGAAGCCUUCGGCAACCCAGAAGGAGACCGACGACCUCGAGACGCCUCCUGACCAGAGAUCCCAAAAAUCAGACGACAACGAAAUCAACAUCGAAAAGGACAACGAGCAUGACGAUGAUAACCAGACUUCCACCCCCAGUGCGAAGAACAACGAAGAAGCUCACGAGGAGAGUGAUUCUGAAAGUACGAGCAGCUCGCAUCGUUCGGCCAACAAUAAUUUGCCUACCAAGCCUCUCGACCCGAUGUCCUGUUUAGUUUUGGACAAAGAAGAAACGGUUACCCCGGCUCUCAAUGGUUGGGUUCUUGGAGCCUACACAGCUAUGUUGGGAAGACUUUCUGCCGCAACAGCAGCUUUGGAAGCUACCGAAGUUUCCAACAUGGCGUCCGACAGCGACUCCGAUAGCGACCAUUCUUCUUAUACCGAAAAAUCACGUGGCAGCAGUCCUAAUGCCUCUUCCGUGCGUCGUGGAUACUCUUGUGGUUCCUGCGACGCAAUCGCUCCAACGAGACCAGCAUUAAGGAAGCACAUAGCGGACUGUCAUCCCACUAUUUUGGGAGCAGACACAGGAGAGGCGAGGAGAUGUCCCUCUUCAGGGUGCGACUUCACCACGAAGAGUAGGUGCGAGCUGGAGAGCCACGUGGCUGCCCACGUGGCCCAGGGGAUGACACCUACAGGGAAGAAGCGCACCCUGGCUCUUCAGCGCGUCAGGUAUAGGUACGAAAGAGAAGAAUAUCGCUGUUCGUUGUGCUCUUAUGCCUGCACGAUCGAAAAGGCCUUCCAGAGACAUCUGACGGAUCAUGCCAACGGGACCGCUCCUGAAACCAGGGUCAGCUGUGCCGUUUGCGGCGCCGAUAGGUCCUCGGAGGUAGAUCUCAAUCGACAUAUGAGGAGGCAUCGGGAUGACAGAUACUUCUGCUGCGAUAUCUGCAUCUUCCGGACAGUUCAGUUGAAAAAGUUGAUACAACAUCGACGAAUGCAUACCGGCGAGAAGCCUCAUCUCUGUCCUCACUGUCCGUACAGAAGUGCGCGACGCGACAAUCUUCGUAGCCACGUAAGGCGAGUUCACAAGAAAGAGAAUCUUUACUGCGACACGUUUAGUCCUCGGGGUAUGUUGAUAGCCCCGACGAUCAGGGACAUGUCCUCGGUCGUCCCAAGUCCGGCCUCUUCACCGUCGUCGAACCCCGAGUCGGCUAACUAGCAAAGUAAUUCCGAUCUGUCAAAACAAAAUGGCCCUAAGUAAUAGGGAGACGAGACUAGAAAAAGAAAAUUGAAGCGCCCCGACCUGGUUCCGAACUGUCAAAGCCGUGAAGACCUAGUGGGAAAGGUGGAAAAGAAGGAGAAAGAUGGAAAGAACGAGUUGACAAACUCUGACUGAUAGCAAACUGUCAAAACCAUGUAGACUAGUAAAAGGGACGAAUGAGACGAAGAAAGACGAAAGACAAGUUGCCAAACCCUAACUAGUUCCGAACUGUCAAAACCACGUGGCCUAGGUGAAAAGGAAAAGAAACGAAAGACGGAAAAGUCAACACACUUUGGAUUGGUUCCGAUCUAUCAAAGUCACACGAUUCGAAAGCAUUUGCAAAGGGUAAAAAGAAGGAGGAACAUAAGGGAGAAAAAUUGAUAUACGUUAUGUCGGUUCUUAACUCUCAAAGCCACGUGGUCAAGGUAGAGGAGUUAAUAAGAAUAUUUAGCAAGAACGUGGAAGUGUUAAUUCAAAAUCGGAAGUCUCAAAAAGUUAUUUGAGAGAUGAUAAAUGUUUGAUUAGGUCCUAAGAGUGGAUUUGCCCGGAAACUUUCAAGAUCAAGUGGUUUUGGUUGACUAUCGGUUGAAUAGAAUGGAUACCAAUAAAAAGGUAGGGUAAGGACAAUCCGGAAACCUUCAAGAUUAAGCGGUUUUGAUCGGCUGAAUAUAGGUACCAAGAAAAAGAGAGGGUAAAGACAAUCUUUGGCAGGCGGAAACCAUGAAAAACUGGGGUACGCAAUUUUACGCACGUCCUAAUCUGGUCAAUAAGCUCGGUUCAGAUGCUGGAACGUUUCGGGAUGGUCAGAACUUCCAUUUUGGUGCCGACUCGAUUUUGAAAAACCGUCCUUGGGAUCCGUUCUUGAGAUCCCGAAAAUUCAGAAGCCACAUCCGGCGCAGCAGCUCAACGCGCCAGGAAGUUCUCCAGGCCUGAAGACGAAAGAAAAGACGUA
Orussus abietinus is the source of this 2476-nucleotide messenger RNA. RefSeq names its product B-cell CLL/lymphoma 6 member B protein. Gene Ontology annotation, cellular component: chromosome. Gene Ontology annotation, biological process: regulation of transcription by RNA polymerase II. Lineage: Eukaryota; Metazoa; Arthropoda; Insecta; Hymenoptera; Orussidae. The coding region runs from base 1 to 1482 and encodes 493 amino acids. The transcript is spliced from 7 exons. The record is from RefSeq and is a predicted model, not a curated record. Gene Ontology annotation, molecular function: chromatin insulator sequence binding.